UAGUUUUUCAGGAAGCUGAAUUUUACACAACAUCUGUUGCCUGAGAGUUUGUCUGAGCCCUGGAUACUUUCAUGGUAGCUUAUUUUAGGGUUAGAAAAUCUGGUGGCCAUCAACAACCUUUAACGAUUCUGUGAAGCAUUAGGCUAAUUAAAACUCGCAUUGAACCAGGAGAGAAGCCCUCCAUGAGCCCGCAGGUAGCAGCUCAAGAGCAGAUUUACAGAAUCAACAUCUGAACUUUUGUCAUGAGCCUCUCUGAAGAAACAGACACAAACACAAUGAACAGUUUAAUUGAUAGAGAAUCUGCUGACCCUAACUGUGUGUCAAUGAAGAGUGAUGAAUCAGUGAGAUAUCCACCUGGCUUCAGUUCAGGAGACUCUGGUGCAGAUGUGAGUAACACAACAGAAUCUGUCAAAGGGCAGGAUAUGGAUUUGGUUUUUCAGGAGCUUGAGCAAAAAAUAAUCUCACUGAUGAAGAAAGAGCUGAAGAUCUUCAAGAGUCUGCUGAGCUCAGAUUACGCAGCAUGCUCUGAGAGAAAGGAGGAGGAGGAUGACAAAGAUCAGAUUAAAGUCAGAGAGAAACUUCUGAAGAUCACACUGCACAUCCUGAAGAAGAUAAACCAGACAAACCUCGCUGAUAAACUACAGAGCAAACUUGUACAGUUUUCUCUGAAAAAACACAAAUCCAGACUAAAGGAGAAAUUCCAGAGAAUAAAUGAAGGAAUAUCAAGUCAAGGAAACUCUACUCUUGUGAAUGAGAUCUACACAGAGCUGUACAUCACAGAGGGAGGGAGUGAAGAACUCAAUAAGGAACAUGAGGUGAGACAGAUUGAGACAACAUCCAGAAGAUCAGAGACACAAGAAACACCAAUCAAAUGUAAUGACAUCUUUAAAGCUUUACCUGGACAAGACAAACACAUCAGAACUGUGCUGACUAAAGGAGUUGCUGGAAUUGGAAAAACCGUCUCUGUACAGAGGUUCAUUCUGGACUGGAGUAAAGGAAAAGCAAAUCAGGAUCUUCACUUCAUAUUUCCACUUCCAUUCAGAGAACUGAAUCUGAUGAAGAACAGAAAUAUCAGUCUGAUAGAUCUUCUUCAUCAGUUCUUCAUAGAUACAAAAGAACUGAGAUCAAGAGACUUUGAUGUCUAUAAAGUUGUGUUUAUCUUUGAUGGUCUGGAUGAGUGUCGACUUCCUCUAGAUUUCUCAAACAAUCAGAGUUUGUCUGAUUUAAGAGAGAGAGCUUCAGUGGAUGUGCUUUUGACAAACCUCAUCAAGGGGAAUCUGCUUCCUUCUGCUCUGAUCUGGAUAACAUCACGACCAGCGGCAGCCAAUCAGAUUCCUUCUGACUGUGUUCACCAGAUCACAGAUGUUCGAGGGUUCAAUGAUCUUCAGAAGGAUGAGUAUUUCAUCAAGAGAAUAAAUGAUGAGAGUUUGUCCAACAGAAUCAUCAAACACAUCAAAUCAUCCAGGAGUUUGUACAUCAUGUGUCAGAUCCCAGUCUUCUGUUGGAUUACAGCCACUGUUCUAGAGAGAAUGUUGAGUGAAUCAGAGAGUCAAGCAGAGAUCCCCAAGACUCUCACGCAUAUGUUCACACACUUCCUGAUCUUUCAGACCAAACUGAAUAGUCAGAAGCAUGAUGGGAAAAGUGAAGUAGAUCUUCAACAGGUUAGAAAGAGUCUUUUGUCACUGGGAAAACUGGCUUUUCAACAGCUGGAGAAAGGGAAUCUGAUCUUCUAUGAGGAGGAACUGAGAGAGUGUAACAUUGAUGUCAAAAAAGCUUCAGUAUACUCAGGAGUUUGUACCCAGAUCUUCAGAGAGGAGUUGGGACUGAACUUGGGGAAGGUCUACAGCUUUGUGCAUCUGAGCAUUCAGGAGUUCCUCGCUGCUUUAUUUAAGUUUUUAUGCUUUGUUCUGGACAAAAAAAACAAGUCAAGAAUGUCCGAAUUACUGAAGAGUGAAGUGGACAAAGCCUUACAAAGUGAGAACGGACACCUGGACCUUUACCUCCAAUUCCUUCUGGGUCUCUUACUGGAGUCUAAUCAGACAAUAUUACAACAACUGCUGAGACAGACAGGAAGAAGAUCUGACAGCAGACAGGAAAUAGUGGAGUACAUUAAGAUGAAGAUCAGAGACAAUCAUUUUCCAGAGAAAUCCAUCAAUCUGUUUCACUGUCUAAAUGAACUGAAUGAUCAUUCACUAGAGCACGAGGUACAAACAUAUCUAAACCAAAAGGAUUACAGUAGUCUCUCUGAAGUUAAACUCUCUCCAUCUCAGUGGUCGACUCUGAUGUUUGUGUUACUGAACUCAGAUCAGAAGCUGGAUGAGUUUAUACUGAGUAAAUAUGAUCAAUCAGAUGAAUGUCUUCAGAGGUUGCUGCCAGUGAUCAAAGCAUCCAGAAAAGCUGAUCUGAGUCUCUGUAAUCUGACAGAGAAAAGUUGUUCAUCAUUGAGUUCAGUUCUCAGCUCAAACUCAUCAAGUCUGACAGAACUGAACCUGAGUUACAAUAAACUGCAGGAUUCAGGAGUGAAGCUUCUCUCUGAUGGACUGAAGAAUACAAACUGUAAACUGAAGAUAUUACAUCUCCGUGGCUGUAAUCUGAAAGAGAACAGUUGUUUAUCUUUGACCUCAGUUCUCAUCUCAAACUCCUCAAGUCUGACAGAACUGAACAUGAGCAACAAUACACUGCAGGAUUCAGGAGUGAAGCUUCUCUCUGAUGGACUGAAGAAUGUAAACUGUAAACUGAAGAUAUUACAUCUGAGUUACUGUAAUCUGACAGAGAAAAGUUGUUCAUCAUUGAGUUCAGUUCUCAUCUCAAACUCAUCAAGUCUGACAGAACUGAACCUGAGUAACAAUAAUCUGCAGGAUUCAGGAGUGAAGAUUCUUGCUGAUGCACUGAAGAAUACAAACUGUAAACUGAAGAUAUUAAAUCUGAGUUCCUGUAAUAUCACAGAAAAGGAAAGAAGUUGUUCUGCACUGGCAUCAGUUUUCAGCUCAAGCUUCUCAAGUUUGACAGAACUGAAUUUAUAUUCCAAUAAACUGUUUGACUCAGGAGCGAAGCUGCUCUUUGCUGGACUAAAGAAUACAAACUGUAAACUGAAAACAUUAAAUCUAGGUUUCUGUCAUCUGACAGAGAAAAGUUGUUCAGUACUGAGCUCAGUUCUCAGCUCAAACUCCUCAAGUCUGACAGAACUGAAACUGAUUGAAAGUAAUCUGUAUGAUUCAGGAGCGAAGCUUCUCUCUGAUGGACUGAAGAAUACAAACUGUAAACUGAAGAUAUUAAAUCUGGAUUGGUGCUUUAUUGGAGAUGAUGGUUUUGUUGCUUUGGCUUCAGCUCUGAGAUCAAACCCAUCACACCUGACUGAACUCAGUCUGAACCAUAAUAAUCCAGGAGAUUCAGGAGUGAAGCUGAUCUUUGAUGUACUAAAGGAUCAACCCUGUAAACUACAAAAACUACUUCUGAAGGACUGUAAAAUGACAGAGAGAAGUUGUUCAUCACUGAGCUCAGUUCUCAGCUCAAACUCCUCAAGUCUGACAGAACUGAACCUUAGUGGAAAUGAACUGCAGGAUUCAGGAGUGAAGCUUCUCUCUGAUGGACUGAAGAAUACAAACUGUAAACUCAAGAUAUUAAAUCUGGAGUCCUGCAGUAUUAGAAAGGAAGGGUUUGUUGCUUUGGCCUCAGCUCUGAGAUCAAACCCAUCACACCUGACUGAACUUAAUCUGUAUUUAAAUUAUGUUGGAGAUUCCAGGAAAUUGAUGUCUGAUCUACUGAAGGAUCCACACUGUAAACUAAAGACACUACAAAUCUGAUCUUGAUUGUAUCAAUCACCUACAAGGGUUACAUAUAACUAAACAGCUGCAUAGAGCCCUGUGUCCACCAGGAGGGUCUCAGGAGCACACACAAUGACAGCUUGAUUUAUAUAUAUAUUAUCUCACGCAUUCGGCAUGAGACUCACGCUUUAGGAUGUUUUACUGUUAACACUGUGAGGGUUUGGGGACAGAUGAACCAAAGCGCAGACGGCAGUACACAAUACAGGACUUUAUUAACAAAAGGGAAAAGAAAACCCACGAGGGGGCAAAACAAACAGGAUAUACAAGAUACUAAUGGCGCUUUUCCAUUGCAUAGCACCCCACGGUUUGGUUUAGUUUGGGUCGGGUCAGCUUACUUUUGGGAGCUUUUCCAUUGGGAUCACUUCAUAGUACCCGAUACUUUUUUCGUACCACCUCGGUUGGGGUUCCAAGCGACCCGAGCUGAUACCAAACGUGACGCGUAAACACUGUAGAUCACUGAUUGGUCUGAGAGAAUCGUCAUCGGCGUCAUCCUAUUAUGUAAAAAUAUUAGCUUUAGCUUACUGCUAGCUUGCGCUGUCUCGAGCAAACAUGUUAUCAUCUGUGCUCUGCUGUAAGUUUCCAAACACCCUUUAAGCGACGAAAAACAUCCACAGGUUGUGAAUCAGGAACACAUAAAAGUUUUGCAGUUUGUGGCGGCACAUUCGCGACGUGCACGUCAGUAUUAUUUAUGCUUUAAUGCAACUUCAUUGAGGCUCAGCGGAGCGCCGUCGACUGACGCCACGGGCGUUUGUACAGAAACUGUCAUGUGAGACAGAGGUAGUUAUAAACUCGAUGUGCAAACAUCUAUUUGUGGUGGCCAAUUUUAAUUUUAUGGCGGACUGAUAAAUAAAUAAAUGUAUGGGAAUGUACAACGACGCUCUCACUUGUAUGAUGUCACAGCCGUAUGCAGCGCAAAUAUAACGACACGCCUAUAAUCCCUCCCACUGCGAAGUGAUACUAAACUCAAUGGAAAAGCUAACCACCCCAAAGUGAGGUGAGCUGACCCAACCCAAACUAAACUAAACCGUGGGGUACUAUGCAAUGGAAAAGCGCCAUAAGUUACAAAACACUGACAGAAUAAGACUACGCUAAGUACAACAAGACACUAAACUGGACUAGUUAAACAGUACAAAUAAACUUGGCUUAACUGGUUUGAAUGCGACAGGAACACAGCUGGAACAAACAGUACGCACGUAGACAGGACAAUGGGCACAAGGACUUAAAUAGGGGAGCAAAUGAUGAGGACAACAGGUGAAAACAAUAAACACAAACAAGGAUCACAAGGGAGCGGGGUAAAAGAGACAAGACACAGGGAACACGUGGUCUAGUAAACCAAUACUGAGACCACGUGAACCCACACAAAACAUGGGUCUGUCAUGAUUCUGCCACAAGACUAGAUUAAACAAAGGACAAGGCAGAACCAUGACAAACACAGGACUGAUCCCACUAAACACAGGACGUCGAAUAGACGUGCAGAUCGUGUCUAUAUUGGGUCCGUCGGUCCAUGACCAAUUCUGGACAUCUAUUCGACGUCCAAACUAGGUCCACUAUUUGGACGUCCAACCAUGACCCUACUUGGACGUCAUAUUUACGGGCAACAUUUGACGUUUAAACUGGGUAAUUUUUUGGACGUCAUUUGGACGUCAUAUUUAUGGGCAACAUUUGACGUUUAAACUGGGUAAUUUUUUGGACGUCAUUUGGACGUCAUAUUUACGGGCAACAUUUGACGUUUAAUUGAACUGGGUAAUUCUUUGGACGUCAUUUGGACGUCUAUGACAGGCCUAUGUCUGUAUUACAUGAUUAGGCCUAUAAAAAAUUUUUUAUUUACAAAUAUCAGCAUUAUUGUACCAACAUGAUUAAUACUUACGAAUAGUCUAUAUUAUUUUAUACAGUAUACUGUGUUUUCUGCUUUCUUUAUUUAUAUACAAAUUCAUCUAAAUGUACAAUUAAAAAUCUGUAAUUAAAUGCGUAGUUCGUUAUAUUACAAUAUAUGAUCAUACUAACAAUUUAACAUGAAAAUAUUCUCACCUGCUCUCAUAAUGUUGCGUUCGUGUUAUGAAUGCAAUAAGUGUGCCUUAUAUACCAAAUUAACAUAUGGCCUUGUGGCUGAGUGGUUAGCGAGACUGGCUUGUGAUCCAGAGAUCGGUGGAUCGAAACCCGCGGCCGGCAGGAAAUGACUGAAGCGUUCGCUGUUGAAAUGGAUGGGUGAAGUGCGGAGACAAUCAUUUCUUUUCGCUUUUUUCAUGUCUUUUUUUCUUACACGGAGGUCCUACGGAUGUAAACAUUUAGACGUGCAGAAGACGUCGCAAAAAAGACGUCGCCUGGCGUUACAAAACAACCCCUUUUAUGUACCGAAUUCGGACGUCCAAAAAUUCCAUGAAAAAGACGUCAUUCUGACGUCACUUUGCGCAGUGGGAUGGUAGUGCUCACCUUUUCUUCUUCGGACAAGCUUUUUCCAGAUGCUCAAACAAUUGGAAAGAGGCAUAAUUGGUGCUUACUGAUUCAACAACUGAAUGUAUUUUAGGAGAUGGUCCUGGCACUUACUGGACUUUCUUGGGUGCCCUAAAGCCUUCUUCAAAACAAUUGAACCUUUCUCCUUAAAAGUUCUUAAAGAUCACAUAACACACCAUUUCUGCCAAUCUAAUGUUAACUAUUUCCCUGCCAAUGACGAGUUAUCUCACCAAUUAAGAGAAAAAAAUGCAUAAAAAACAUGCUCCUAAUUAGGUUUUAUGUUAAUCUGUAAUACCGCGAUUAUCCAUUUACCCAAUUUAAUUUUUUUACUAAUUUUAAACUCUGUGUAUGUUUUAACAAUUGUUCUGAAUCUGAUCUCUAAUAAAAUUCCUUCAUAAAAAUAGCA
Messenger RNA from Misgurnus anguillicaudatus (oriental weatherfish), 6681 nucleotides. The record is from RefSeq and is a predicted model, not a curated record. NCBI's taxonomy places the organism in Eukaryota, Metazoa, Chordata, Actinopteri, Cypriniformes, Cobitidae.